AGCCUCGCACCUUGCCGGAAGUAAUCGAUAGUGACGUACAGAAUCAAGAUGGCAGACGCAGACUUCAUGAACCCAGAACCAACAGAAGAAGACCCCGCUGCAGCCUUUUUGGCCAGGGAACAGACCGAAUUAGCGGGCCUUGAAGACGAUAACUUCGGCGUUGAUUCAUCAGCACCCCAACAACAAAAUGACAAUUUUGACCCAUUCACUGGUGGAGCUUCAGAACAACAAGAAGGGGACUUCAUGGGAAAUCAGGAGUUUGAAACUACUAAUCAGCAACAGGAUUCUGAGGAAAAUAUGAUGAGUGGGGGAUCAGGAGGGGGGCUUGUAGACUUUGAUGUUUCCCCUCCCCUCGUCGAUGCUGAGGAACAAAACACCAAUGCGCCACCGGAUAUGUACAGUAUAAUCUCCCAGGCGGAUCGCGAGAGGAAUGAGCCUGAAAAAAUUAGAAUCUGGCGAGAAGAACAGGUCUUAAAGUUGGAGGCCAAAGAUAAGGAAGAGGAUAAUAAACAAGAGGAGAUGAGAGAUUCGGCGAAGAAAGAGCUUGACGACUGGUACAAACACAACCUGGAACAGCUGGAGAAAACAAAGGAGAACAAUCGCCGAGGAAACAUGGCGGCCGAGGAAGCAUUCGUGAAGGACCGUGAUGAGACACAGCCGGGAGGAGAGUGGGAAAAAAUCUGCAGACUCUGCGAGUUCAACCCCAAAAACUCGAAAAACACAAAAGACGUGUCUAGAAUGAGGGGCAUUUUGCUUCAACUUAAACAAACACCACUUGUCCGCUAGUUAACUUAUAGAGGAAAACAACAAGUAACAAAAGACUUCGAUCAAUUAUCUUGGUAAAAUUAUGUAUCAUUUACAUUCUGUGUAAGAGAUUCGGUGAUGUGUACAGAAAGCGGGAUCUUGUUGUAAAUGUUGUUUUCACUAGUGUACAACUAUCCUUAGUCAGUAUUGAAAGAGAUGGGAUCAACACUAAACAGAAUUUACCGCAAGAUUUCUUUUCAUUCCCACAGAUUUUGUAGGGAAAUGUGAAGAAUUUGGAGUUUUGUUUAUGAAGAUUUUAUGUGAGUGAGAUUAUUGAAUGACUAGAUCAUGAUCCGACUUGGGUGUACCUAGUUUUAGGAUAUACACACUUGGUGUGGUGAGAUAGAGUACCAGUAGGUACAUGUCGUAUACGUUUGUAGUACAUAAUUCAUUCAUAAAAAAUCCUAUGAAAGACUUAGGUGUAUUUAUUUUGUCAGUAAUCUUCAGCUGUUAUGUUCAUUUAAGAAGGAAUUGUUUGACCUGCAGUCAAGACUGGUUGUGUUAAGGAGAUAUGCUACAUUACAUAUUGCGAAUGCUGCAUUACAUAUUGCGAUGAUUUUUGUAAGAGUUAUUUCCCUUAUUUUAAAAAAAUCCUGCUAAAUCCAAUUUAUUCACAAUUACUGGGAUUUUACAUAUGUAUAUAUACGAUCUGGAGUAUAGAACUCUUUCAAAACAGAGAUACAUUUGUUGGUCAGGUAGCAUAUAGCCUUAACAUAGUAUUUCAGCCUUGUACUGCAUGUAUCUUGGGUUUACACAAAAAAUCAUAAAAAAAAUAAAAGACAUACAUUCCACUAGAGUGAAAGUUUUGAAAUGAUUUCAUGUUUAAACAUGUUAACUGGUAAAAAGACCCUUUAGGAACUUUCAAGGUCUGUGAUCAGAAAGAAACAUUUGUGUGUGAAGUUAUUGGCUCUUGGGAAGUUUCCUCGAUAUAUAGUCUGUGUUGUCUGAUAUAGCUGAUUGUUUAUAACAAGAAAUCGUUUGAUUUGUAGCAGCUCUUUGUAAGAAAUCUGUGAGGAAAAUCAUCAGUAUUUCAUUGAAUGUUCACAACUAUUGGAAAAGAAGUUUGCAAAAUAUAUUUAUGUUCAUGUACAUGAUGUGGAAAACUCCAUUUGCUGUCAUUAAAAUGUGAAAACAUC
This is a messenger RNA of Mizuhopecten yessoensis (Yesso scallop), 1940 nucleotides long. Its product is annotated as clathrin light chain A-like. Gene Ontology annotation, molecular function: clathrin heavy chain binding; structural molecule activity. The coding region runs from base 49 to 786 and encodes 245 amino acids. The transcript has 8 exons. Gene Ontology annotation, biological process: intracellular protein transport; clathrin-dependent endocytosis; clathrin coat assembly. The record is from RefSeq and is a predicted model, not a curated record. Lineage: Eukaryota; Metazoa; Mollusca; Bivalvia; Pectinida; Pectinidae. Gene Ontology annotation, cellular component: plasma membrane; clathrin coat of coated pit; postsynaptic endocytic zone cytoplasmic component.